UUUCUUUCAUUCACCAUCUUUUCUUUCUUUCUCUCUCUUUCUUUAUAUAAGACAUUCAUAAAAUCACAAUAAACACACCAAAAAAGGGUAAAUGAGCAUUCAAUUCAAUAUGACUAAUGCUCAAGAGUUGGGGCAAGAGGGUUUUAUGUGGGGCAUAUCCAAUUCUGAUGAUUCCGGAGGUGGUUGCAGAGGAAUCGAGAAACAAUCGCCUCCAUCGCAACCUUCUCAUCCGUCGCCAAAGAUCCAGACUGCGACGGUGAAAAAGGGGAAAAAAAGGACGAAAAGAAAUGAUAAAAACCAUGAAGAAGAAUCACCUGAUCAUGAAAUACAUAUAUGGACCGAAAGAGAAAGGAGAAAAAAAAUGAGGGACAUGUUUUCUAAAUUACAUGCUUUGCUUCCUCAACUUCCCCCUAAGGCAGACAAAUCAACGAUAGUAGAUGAAGCAGUGAGUUCCAUCAAAUCCCUUGAACAAACUUUGCAAAAACUCCAAAUGCAAAAGCUCGAGAGGCUUCAGUAUUCUUCUGCCUCAACAAACACAACUCCUACUACAACUUUGGCUUAUGAUCCAUCUUCAUCUUCUUCUCCAACAACUCUCCUCACACCAAUCUCAAACCAUCCCAUAGGCGCCACCGCAGCAGAUUCUUACCCUCGCGCAGCUUUCCUGCCUUACCCUUGUAAUGAUCCGAUCGUGACUUUCGAUACUUGGUCCUCACGUAACGUCGUGCUGAAUAUCUGUGGAAAUGAAGCAUUCUUCAAUUUGUGUGUCCCUAAACACAAAUCAGGGGUUUUCACUUCUGUUUGUUACUUGUUUGAGAAGUAUAACAUGGAGGUUUUGUUUGCUAAUGUCUCCUCUAAUGUUUUCCGGAGCACCUACGUGAUCCAAGCACAGGUAAAUCCGAGUUACGAGAGUCAGUUAUUGGGAAAUGGGUUUGGAGUAGGGGACAUUUUCAAGCAAGUUGCUCAAGAACUGGUGUUAUACCUUUCAUCUCCAUAAAUCGUAUCUGGUUGCUUCCGUUUGAAUUUUCAGUAUUUUCAGGUUUUUUUUUCUGCAAAGUCCCAUCUCUUUGCUUAUGCAGAAGAUUAGCUUGGACUUUUCACUUUAAACCCCAUUAUCAAAAAAGAAAAAAAAAAAAAAAAAAAAAAGGAAUAAGAGAAGAAAUAGCUUCUUCGAACCUUGUUGUCUAGUGAUUUCUUUUUCGCAAUUUUAAUUUUCUUCUCUUUAUCAAUGUAUUGGCAAAUAUUAUCCAAUGAGACAUUUAAGC
Arabidopsis lyrata subsp. lyrata is the source of this 1262-nucleotide messenger RNA. Its product is annotated as transcription factor bHLH95. Gene Ontology annotation, biological process: regulation of DNA-templated transcription; endosperm development. The record is from RefSeq and is a predicted model, not a curated record. Bases 92 to 994 code for a protein of 300 amino acids. Gene Ontology annotation, molecular function: DNA-binding transcription factor activity; protein dimerization activity. The transcript has 3 exons. NCBI's taxonomy places the organism in Eukaryota, Viridiplantae, Streptophyta, Magnoliopsida, Brassicales, Brassicaceae.